Molecule: messenger RNA, 2765 nt
Organism: Closterium sp. NIES-67
Lineage: Eukaryota; Viridiplantae; Streptophyta; Zygnematophyceae; Desmidiales; Closteriaceae
Source: the annotation of a GenBank genome assembly
GGCGCGAUAGUACAGGGUCGAAUGCCGCAUCCCAACUGCUCCAACGCGCUUCUCGCUGCGCACGCCUGUGCGACGCUCUCCUCUAUGCGACAUCGGCAGCUGUCCGACACUUACAAAUCGACAGCGUUUAAGCAGACAACAGAAGUCACACAGUCGCUCGCUAUGGCGCGUCCGACACUUAGAAAUUGAGGGCGUGUCCUAAGCGUUCAUUUUUGGCCAAUACCAUACCGAACCGUUUUACAGAUAUAUUUGAUCCUUCCGAGACGCAAUUCACCUUACUCAACCGCAUUCGGACGUACGCUUAGGACACGCCCUGACUUCCACACAUUCGCGCACGUGGCGCGUUCCCUCUGCUUCAAGUCGUUUACUGGCUGACCGCGUUUUUCACGAUGAGAAACUCAAGGAGAUUCCGCACCUCGUUACUGUCACUCCUCGCGGCAGCCAUAGUCACACUUCUCGCAGCGUCGCCAGUCGCCGACGCGGUGACCGACAGCCCGCCCCUCCAGCCCAUAACGUUGGCCGGUGGUAACCACCUCUUCACUGGCGCGUGCGGCACACGCUUCUCCUUCCCGGGCGGCGGGACGCGUCGUUUUGCAUCCUGUCUGCCGCCCGGCUGCACGUGAACAUGCGCGUGCGCGGCUACGAGGCGAUGCGGCCGCCCCUGGCAGGGCUGGGGCCUGACGGGGGCAUGGGCAUGAGCCGCACGUGGAUCAGGGAGCUGGGCAUCCUGUGGUCCGUGCCGAACCCCAAGGACCCCCGCCGCCCCGCGGUGCACCGCCUGCACCUGGUGGCGCGCAACGGCAAGCUACACCCCAAGAAGCGCCAGGCCAAGCCCCCUGCGGGCAGCAAGGGGGGCAAAGACGCCCCCUCCAACGCCACGGCUGAGCCCUUUAUGGCGCGCCUCAUGUUUGACAACAAGCCGCUGCCCGUGCCGUUUGUGAUGGGUGAGGUGACGGAGGGUGGGGGGGGGAGCAUGCUGGCGACGAAUGGCAGCGGGUACAGUGCGGGGGCGAGCAGCAGCAGCACGUGGAUGACCCAGGUGGGGGGCCGGGUGGAGGACGGGAGGGGUGUUGGCAGCUGUGGCAGCGGUGGUGGGGGGAGUGGGAGCAGCGGGUGCAGCGGGUUUACUCUCCGGUUGGAGGAGGUGGAGAAGUUCGGGCAGUUUGCCGUCGAGCGGUACGAGCUGGCGAUCGCUGACGUGGCACGCAUGAUCGUGCGGGCGCGGGUGGCGCACCCCAUGCUGCAGACCCCCACGGACUCCCAGGCGCACUUCAGCUUGGAAUUCCUGCUGGUGGACACAGGGGCAGGGCAGGCACAGGCACAGGCAUGCACGGGGUGCUGGGGCAGACGUACCAGCGCACGGCAGAGAGGUCGGCGCGGGUGGAGGGGGUGGUGGAGAGGGCCCAGCGGACGGGGCUGCCGGUGAUGACGGAUGAGGCGGUGGGGAAGGGGUUUCUGGAUGGGGAGGUGGGGGACUAUGAGACCAGCCACAUUGCGGCUCCUAACUGUAAAGUCACGAGGUUCGGCAAGAAGUGAGGUCCGGCAAGAAGUGAGGUUCGGCAAGAAGUGAGGGUGGGAGAUCUGUGCUUUUGACACGGGGUUCGAAAUGAGGGAGUGGGGGAAGGGAGGGAGGGAAAAGGGGGGGGGGAUGUUUCUUUGCCUGCUGGCUGUGCGUGCACAUUCAGGAGUGACGUGUUUGUGCUGAACUGUGCUCCACACACUGCAGUGACGUUUUUCGCGGUUCCGCGUGGUUUGACGCGAGGUUGGGCUCGGCAUUGCCGAGGCUCAGGCAAGAGGGGGAGUCUGGGAAGAGGAUCGCAGGAACACGCUCCGAGCCUCCGAGUACUAGGCCCCCUUUUGGUGGCGUCAUGCUGGCAAUCUGACAACCAUCUCAGCCAACAGGCGACUUGAUGCAUUCUUUCCCUCCCCCCCAGACACCUGUGUGGCCCAGCAGGAGGCUUGUCAGCGAAUGUAAAUAGGGCGUGCAUAAAUAUAUUGGGUGCGUAACACAUGUCCCAACUUGGCUAAGGCUGCAUCUCGGAUUGCACACCACCUAGGGUCAACAAUCUGUGCUAGAAGGGAUUGGUGUGUGACGUGACUUGCAUAGACUGGUACCGGUUACAACCUUUUACAGUACGGUAUUGCCUCUGCCAUUUGAUCCCGUGUGCUAGCCACACUACAUAGCUUUUGUGCCACCCCCUUCGCCAUUGUGAACAUCAGUGGUGCCCUUGGCACUGCCCGUGCCACUCACUGCUACUAGCUGCCUCUGAGGGUUGGCCAGGAGGAAUCUGCCCACCGCCCUCCGCCGUCCCAUCUGGCUCCACUAUCCCCAGGCGGAAACACCUCAUGCUCAAAUCACCUGGAAGCUUCAUGGCAGCUUCAUCACCCUGAGGCCAUUCUUCCCACUCCAUGGCGAAGCUGCCUUCAUCUAGAAGCUGCCUCCAUGGCGAAGCUGCCUUCAUCUGCCUUCAUCAAGCUGCCUCCAUGGAUUUCAGCUACCGUAAUCCCCCGUAUAAAACACCCGCCGGAAUUAAGCUCCCCCGGGUAGCUUGAGCGGCCCUCGAGCGACCCUAGAAAAUUGGUGAAGUCCCCCACUGGCAGAGACAGAGCUCCUGUAGUACCCUUGCAACCCAGAGGAUCCGGCUAAGUCCCCCACUAACAGAGACAAUCCUCCCAUACACCUCACAACCCGGAGGAUUCGGCUAAGUCCCCCAGUGCCAAUUGUGUUCAAGACAGACUUGGGAGAAUAACUACCUUGAAAUUAC